CUGCCUUCGACAUUGCUCUCAUCCAUCUCAUCGAUAUCGACGUUGAAAGAACUUAACAUAAAUGGCUGGAGACAAGGAAACGCUGCUGAGCAUGGGCUUUGACCCUGCCCGUGUCGAAUGGGCGUUGAAGGCGACUGGUAAUCGAGGGCUUCAGCCUGCAAUGGAUCACAUCUUGGAAAAUGAAGGAAAGCCUGUCCCAGAGUUGGGUGAUGUGAAGGAGUCCACAGGUGGCAGCAGUAACGCGAUGGAUGUGGACGAAGAUGAAGAGGAUCGCGAGGCGUUGGAGAGCCUCGGAGUGGCGAAGUUUGCGAAUGUAGAAGCAAAGAGCAUCAAGUGCUCGGAAUGUGGAAAAAUCUUCAAGAACACUGCUCUCGCCAACUACCAUGCAGAGAAGAGCGGCCACGAUCAAUUCGAGGAGUCCACAGAGGAGAUCAAACCUUUGACCGAGGAGGAGAAGAAGCAAAAGUUGGAGGAACUGAGAGCUAAGAUGGCGGAGAAACGGGCCAAGAGGGCAGCAGAAGAGGCGAAAGAGGCAAAGGCAAAUGAACUCAUUCGAAGGAAACAGGGAAAGGAUCUUAACAAGAUUAAAGAAGAGCUCAAGGUGAAGGAGGCCUUGAAAGAGGCUGAAGCGAAGAAACGAGAGAAGAUUGAGGAGGCGAAGGCGCGAGCGGCAGUCAAAGCCCAGAUCGAAGCAGACAAGAAGGCUCGAGCUGAGAAAGCGGCCAGAGAGAAAGCUCUUCGCGAAGGGAGACCUAUCGUCGAUGCCCCAGGACCUUCGAACCCUUCUCCUGCUGCUAUCGCCGCUGCCACUACCGGUCCGAGCUCUGAGCGGAAGGAGACUCGCCUUCAGAUUCGAAUGUCCACUGGCGGUCCUCCUUUGACCACAACCCUUCCUUCCGAAUCCCCUUUGCGCGAAUUGGCUGAGUUUGUUGCAGCUCAAUCCCCGGACAUCGACGUGGACUCCGUGAAAUUCACCCAAGCAUUCCCAAGGAAAACGUUUGGCCUAUCUGACUUCUCCAAGACCCUCAAAGAACUCGGUCUCGUCCCUUCUGCGGCCUUGGUAGCGACACCAUGAAUGAUCAAUGAAACGGAAGACUGUGUAAUGAAAUGUGUAUCAUACCCGUGCAACUGCUCGGUUAGAUGAGUUCUGUCUAUCCCACCAGUUGCUGAUUC
Molecule: messenger RNA, 1173 nt
Organism: Coprinopsis cinerea okayama7#130
Lineage: Eukaryota; Fungi; Basidiomycota; Agaricomycetes; Agaricales; Psathyrellaceae
Product: DNA-binding protein
Exons: 9
Coding region: 62-1075 (337 amino acids)
Molecular function (GO): protein binding
Source: RefSeq, a predicted model, not a curated record